This is a messenger RNA of Penicillium coprophilum, 1020 nucleotides long. RefSeq names its product sugar phosphate isomerase/epimerase family protein. NCBI's taxonomy places the organism in Eukaryota, Fungi, Ascomycota, Eurotiomycetes, Eurotiales, Aspergillaceae. The coding region runs from base 1 to 1020 and encodes 339 amino acids. The record is from RefSeq and is a predicted model, not a curated record. The transcript has a single exon.
AUGACAUACCAGCCUGCUAUUAUGAGCGUCUCCCUAGGACGAGCUUGGCUCCAUGAUUUUGACUACAAGAUCGGCCAGGCGUCAAAGGCAGGUUUUAAAGGAAUAGAAAUCUUCUAUGAAGACCUCGAUUAUCUCGCACGACAGAUUUCUGGGAACGACACCCCGACACCCGACCAACUGCUCCAAGCAGCAGAUGAAAUUUACUCAAUCUGCCAAACUUACGCCCUCGAUAUCAUCACACUGCAACCAUUCCUCUUCUACGAGGGACUCAAAGAUCGAGAGCAGCAUGCAAAGCUGAUUGAAAAGAUGAAACUCUGGCUACAACUCGUUAAACGCUUAAACACCAACACCAUACAGAUUCCUGCCAAUUUCCUCCCAGCAGACCAAAUCACCGAUGAAAUCGAUAUCAUAGUUGCCGAUCUGAGGCAACUGGCGGAUAUGGGCGCAGCCGAAACUCCUACUGUCCGCUAUGCGUAUGAAAACCUCUGCUGGAGUACGUUCAAUGAUACCUGGGAGAGAGCCUGGGAUGUGGUCAAGCGAGUUGACCGACCAAAUUUUGGCAUCUGUCUGGACACCUUCAAUAUCGCGGGGAGAGUGUGGGCGGAUCCGGCCUCGCCCACUGGCAAGACAGUCAAUGCGGAUUCCGAUUUAAAGAAGUCCCUCGAGCAAAUGGUUACUGAGAUCGAUGUUGCAAAAGUCUUUUAUCUUCAAGUUGUGGAUGCAGAGAGGAUGGAAUCGCCAUUGGUUCCUGGUCACCCUUUCCAUGUAGAAGGCCAACCGGCGCGGAUGAGCUGGUCGCGGAAUGCGCGAGCAUACAUGUACGAGGAGGACCGUGGAGUAUAUCUGCCAGUUGAAGAGGUUGCAAAAAGCAUUAUUUCAGGAUUGGGAUACAAGGGAUGGGUCUCAAUGGAGUUAUUCUCGAGAACGAUGGCCGCAGAAGGUCAAAAUGUACCUGAUCAGCAUGCGCAGAGGGGUAUCGCGUCUUGGAAGAAGCUGCAGCAGAGGCUUCAGCUCGAUUGA